This is a messenger RNA of Toxorhynchites rutilus septentrionalis, 13132 nucleotides long. Its product is annotated as monocyte to macrophage differentiation factor. Bases 543 to 1625 code for a protein of 360 amino acids. The transcript has 4 exons. The record is from RefSeq and is a predicted model, not a curated record. Gene Ontology annotation, molecular function: pore-forming activity. Gene Ontology annotation, cellular component: membrane. NCBI's taxonomy places the organism in Eukaryota, Metazoa, Arthropoda, Insecta, Diptera, Culicidae.
UUCAGGUUCAGUUCAUCGCUCGACGUCGUGGUGGUAGCACUGUGUUGGCUUUGUGCUGGCUUCCUCUUGCGUUCACAUAAACAUACAACAUACAUGCAUAUAUUUGUAUUCUAUGCUAUCCCACAUAGCUUUUUUGACAGUGCGUGGUGUUAUAAAUAAAAAAAAGUUUUGUUUUUGCUACCUAUCAUUUACGUAAACAGUUUUCUUGAAAAGUGUGCUACAGUAUAACCAGUGUAUCAUUUUAGUAUCAAUGUUUUCCGUAAAGUGAAUUGAAAUACGAAUCUCGUGAAUAACCUAGGCAUUUAUCGAUCAUCCAAGUGCAUUUUCUCGACGUUCGUGUAGCCCUGAUGGAAAUAUAAAUACCGAGGAGAGGGUAACAUCAAAGUUACUGAUGCAAUUCAUUCCAACCCGCUUGCUGAAUUUGCUCAUUGCUACCAAAGGAAGUGAUUUGUGCUAGUCCGAUUGUGUACCAAUUUACUUGGGGAGUAUACGAGAAGGCACAAUAGGAGAUAACCGCGAAGAAGACUGACCGGAUCAUCACAAUGCAAGAUGUCGUCACUGCUCGGCAUGGUGCAUCGUACCACAACAGUUCCAAAGCGUAUAGCAACGGAAACAUCACUAAUGGAGGAAGCCCCACAGCACAGCAUCACUAUCAACAUUACCGCACGUCACCGACGUCAUCGAUGCCUUCAUCACCCUGCAAAAAAGCGCCACUUUCCUCGUCUCAAAUUUUCCACGCCAAUGGCACUGGUACCAGUGCUUGUAAUGGCGAAUUUAAACUUUGCGGCUACGAUGGAAGUGAAGAGUUCGGUUGUGGUACCACCAAUUCAUCCAGCGGUACGACACCAGCGGAAAUAUUUGGAAUACUGGGCUUCUGGUUGAAGCUGCGUCACGAUCUAACUUCCGUUCCUUGGGAGCAACUAAGAGCGGUGAAAAUGAAAAACGCCCGAGCUGCUCCCGGAUGUGCGUACAUUCCGACCGAGGUUGAACACAUCGCUAACGUUCUCACACACGGUUUCUGGGUGCUUCCUUCGGUAUAUGCAGCCGUUAAUCUACUCUACCGCAGCAACACAUCGGCCCAGGUGCUGGCGGCGGUUAUCUAUGGAGCUGCCUUGUCGAUGCUCUUUUUCGUGUCAACAUUCUUCCACUGCGUGUUCUACUGCAAUCGAAAUCGGCCCCUGAAGGAUGUCCUACAUAGGUGCGACAGGGCUAUGAUUUACGUCUUUAUCGCCGGAUCGUACUAUCCAUGGCUCAGCUUGGGUCACAGCACCCAUCCGGAGAUAGUGUCGGUGAUAAAAUGGUCUGUUUGGGUGCUGGCCGUUCUGGGCAUUGUCUAUCAACAGAUGUUUCACGAACGCUACAAGUGCCUGGAAACGUUUUUCUAUCUGGUCAUUGGACUGGGACCAUCACUGGCGAUUAUUUUCUGGGGACAUGAAUUUACUGGAAUGGCCGAACUGAAAUUUGGUGGCCUGCUGUACAUUAUUGGAAUUGUGUUUUUCAAAUCGGAUGGGUUGUUCCCAUUCGCACACGCAGUUUGGCAUUUGUUCGUAGUUUUGGCUGCUGGAGUGCACUACUUUGCCAUACUGACCUAUCUGUAUCCGGUAGAGGUGAUAGAUAACACUUAGAAAUAAGGAUAGCGCACCACAGCUAGGGGAUGCUCAACUAUCGAAACCGUGAUAUUAUAGUCGACCAACGGAUGUUUAGGAAAAGAUUUAGCUGAGGACAGUAGGAACAACAACGAAUCUGCGGAUCCAUCAGUAUAUUGAGACAUUUCGCAACUUUUUUUUUUUGCGCAAACGCUUUGUUGUUUGGUUAUUUAAGAAUAUUUUCGCUAAGUAGUAUAAAAGUAUUGGUUCUAGGGAUCCUAUUUCAUUCUGCAUGUGCAUCUGAUAUAUGAGAAAAAGUAUAAUCUAGAACUCGUGUCGAUUCAAACCUUAGGUGUUCAAAACUUUGUUUCUAUAUCGUGCUGUUUUCCUACUCAUCACAUAAUUCGUUUAGUAAUAUUUCGUAGUCACAAACAUGAGCAAAUCCAUUACCAAAAAAAACACCAUAACUUUCAUAACCUGCCCGCCGGUGCAACUCGAAUAUUUUUCGCCAAGUAGAAGCAAGCAGUAGUUUAUUGUGAUACAACUUUUCUUUAAGAGAAACUUUAAAGUACAUAUUUAGUUAUUUAGUAUCGAUAAGUAUGAUAAGUAUUCAACAGAAUGAAAUAGAGCGUUCAGAAUAUUUAGGAAUUGAAUGCGUCCCACAACACAGUUCAAGCAACUACCAAUUUAAAGAAAAAUACUCAUUUACAGCAUACAUUAGUGACUACUCGAUGUUAUACUCAUGCGACUAGCGGGAUACUCUUGCGAACCGACGCGUAUUAGUGUAGAAAACAGCAUGCAAAUCUAUCAGGCAUAACAAAAGAAACUAAACCACCUAAACUAUUAAACAAUGAAUGUUUUUAGCGACUUUCUUUUCGUACAACAGAAAUUUACUAUCUAGUGAGAAUUCCAAAAUCAUUGUCGACGUUGUCCAGCAUAUGAUGUAGCUAUGAAUGUUAUCAACGUAUUUAAUUCCACCGUUUUUGGUUUUAGACGGAUAUAUACACAUAUGUAAUCGAGAGUAAAUGCAGCAACGGUAGUUCAAGGUUGAUUGCUGUAGCAUGGUUCAAUUAGGAAUAGUUAGAUAAUAUAAGAAAAAAAAUCAGUAGCUGCAUUUGCCAUAUUUUGAUGAAAACAAAUGAUCGCAUGGCAUGAUAUGUGAGGAAAAUGAAGGUAACGGGAGUUCUGUAUAUAAAAGGAUAGGGAUAUUAAAUAGAAACCAAAGGUUUAUCGCAAGAAUGAAAUAAAAAUUGUCAUUACAGAGGUCAUAGCAUUAGAAUGGUGUGAUAUUGACAGGAAAGCUUAAAAAAUGUGAGUAAACUGUAAUGAAGCCAGGAGACUUUACAUUAGUAGAGACUAUGAGUACCAAACUAGAAAUCGGAUCAGUAGACAGAAUUACUGGUGAAUAAACAUCCAAACCAAUUGCAAUACAACAAAAUCUUGAUGAAUAGGUCAUACAGACUGAAUGUUAUAACUUAAUCGAUUUGUAUACCAUAAUGUUGGGAGAAGUGAGAUUAACCGUGAAUAAUAUAAAUUUGACGAAUUUCAUGCCAACUUGUUAUAGGAGUUGGCAGCACCAUCUUUGAUAUCAGUGGAAAAUUGUGGGUGUAGAAGCAUUGAUCAUUUAACCUUUCAUAAUCCAGUGGAAUCUAUAUUGUCACCCACAAAAAUUUUUUUCGCUGCGCUUGUAUUAUUGUUUCGUUAUUUUGUUUAACCAAAGACUUCUAAAGUUAUCUGGCAAUACUUUAUCUUUUAGGAAUUGCUAAGAAUGUACGAUAUUAAUUUUGGAGAUAAAUGAAUCGUUAGAUUUAAAGUCUCCGUAAACAAAGGAAAAGAAGAAUAAUAUUAAUUUGGGAGUCAUUUACAUAAAACAAACCGCGAUUUUGGAGCUCCAACAGAAAAUUUUGUAAAUUCGUUGAAACUGCAACAAGUUGAUAAGUUUUUCACCGGAAACCUUCUAUUUAGGAUCUACUGUAUAAGAUAAUGCAGUUUUUCCAAUAAAAUUAAUGGUGUAUUCGAUCAAAAAUUCAAAUCAGAAUUUCAGUUUUUCCUCUGUAAGGUUGUAUUGCUUGGAAAUAUCUGUUUCAUAUCAAUCUUUUCAACUGAGUUUCCGACCACAUUCGUCCAUUAUACCAUUGCAUUCGGGAUACCGAAAAUGAACCAACGCCAAACCUCACAAUCACAGCAAGCCACUCACAGUUUAUUCAUCCAGUUUCGUUCUGCUCUGCGUUCACGGAAUGUGAUCAAAAGGAAACAUCCCUGGUUUUGUCAUUCAUUGAUAUUAAUAUACCAGUUCAUUCACUAUCAGCAUUGUUCUCGGACACAGACGAAACGGAAAAAUUCGUUGAGGAAGAUAACAAAGUACAGAAUGCUCAUAAUAGUGACAAGAAAUUAAAUUGCCAGACACUUGCCAGAAAUGCUUCAAAAGACUCCAAUUCCGAUGUAAAAAAUACCGUCCUGACUCCAAUUUCGAACAUUUAAUUUUUUACUCAAAUUCCGAACACACGAACAUAAAAUGGUGGUGUCCAAGACACGACCGCAAUGGAAAUAUAUUGAGCUUCCUUUUGCAAACGGAUCAAACUGUGCUAUAGGAUCAGCUGAUGCAAUUGUAAACAUCCAGCUUUGGCUGACGAUGUUUGCAUUCGUCGUCCAAGCCUAUGCAAUCCUUAGCUGUGUGUCUGCGUGCAGAUCUUGCUCUUCUGUUGGUAUUUCCGCUUGCGCCACCGAUUUGUGUUGCCCUUUCGGAGUAACUUCAAAAAUAACUAAAUGAGCAAGGCACUGACUCAAUGAGAAAAUCAUACACUUAUCGGGAUAUUGAAAAUGAACAAUCUCAACAUUCCUGACAAUUCAAUGGUAAUGAAUAAAUGUGAAUGAAUUCUCAUGAUGCGUGCUUUAAGGAAAGCUCAGAUAGCACAGAAUGAAUAUGAAUGAACACAGUUGUAAAUUUGUUUGACGUCGAAUGAUUGACAGCAGCAUCGACAAGCAAAAUAAACGCGUUACACUGAUAAAAAUAUAUUUUCAAUAUUACUUAUAAAGCUCAAUAUUUCCAAGCCCUGAUUGCACCCACAAAAAAUAUAUUAGGUUGGGGAAAAAGUGAUCCAUUUUUUUCUCAUUAGCUGGCUUUAGUGAUCAAUAUCUCGCGCAAUGUCGACAUUUCAAACUAAAAAAAAACCUUUGUUGUUUUUUGUUUGUUCCAUUCGGUUGUGAGUUACAGGGUAUUAACAAUGGAGGUCAACAAAGAGAAUAUUCGGUACAUUUACACUUUUACACUGAAAUUGAGAAUGGUGUUUAUGGUGCCGAUACUGCAACAGUAAAAUACGUGCAGUUCAAUUACUUUAUUCAAUUGUUUAAAUUUUCUUCAUCUUAAAAAAAUAUUUUUAUAGUGCAAAACACUAAAUUAAGAUCUCUAUUGUCAACAAAUGGACCGUUUGAAGCUAGCGAUUGACCAGAAACGUCCAGAAUUGACCAACAGAAAAGGUGUUGUGUUCCAUCAGGACAACGCAAGGCCACUCAAUUCCGAGAGCUUGAUUGGGAUGUUUUUAUGCAUCCACUAUAUAGUGCGGACCUGGCAUCAAGCGAUUACCACCUUUUAAUGCAAAAUUUUCAUAGUGAUAAAAAAAUUGGAUCAAGAGAAGAAUUGAAAAAUCUAUUGCUAGAGUUUUUCGUCAAUAAGGACCAACACCUCUAUGAUAGAGACAUUAUGAAGCUUCCUUUUAAAUGGCAACAAAUUUUACAACAAAACGGUGCACAUUUGACCCAAAUCUGACAAUCCGAAGUAUAUGAAAAAUAGUUUUGAAUUUCACCCAAAAAUAAUGGAUUAUUUUUUCCUCAGCCAAAUAUUUACGUUGCACUAAAAAUAUUGUUUUAAUUUUCGCAUAAUCAAAGGCGCAGAAAGUGGGCUUGCAAGGCAGCGGCAAACGGUGUUUUUGGGGUUAACAGUGGCAACUAUAUUACCACCAAUUUUUUCAACUGUUCAUUUUUUAUCAAGGUUAAAUAUCUGUUCUUUCUCAUGUAAGGAUUAUGUUUUACUGAAGUUUGAGUCAAUUCCUCGCUUAGUUUCCACGGCCUUAUAGAAGGUUAGGUAAAUUUCCAUAUUUGAAUCCUUAAAAAAAUAAGACUUCUUUUUACUUUUUGAAAUGGGUCGAAGUUUUUUUUCUUAAGAUUUAACAAAAAAAUAUAAAUGAAUUACUUUAAACCCACAAAAUCCUGGUCAAGGGAUGGGAUGUAAGAAAUUGUUUACGUUUUCAUAAAAAAUACCAAAAUUUUCUUUUAAAUUAGAUUACAAAUUAAUAUCUUUAAAAUUGAAAUUCAUUUUUCUCAACUUUUUUUCAAAUUCUCAAAAAAAUAUAUGAAUUUAAUUUCAUUAUAAUUUCCAACAAGUCGCCCAUACAUCGGAAGAUGGUCACUAUUACAGGGAAACAGUUUUUCUAACAACAACUUUUUCAUGUUUUCUUUGAAAAAAAUAACGACUAAUUUUGAUCAGAGACAAGAUAGUGAUCUAGUUUACUGCACAAAUAUGAAUGGUUGACGUAAGCGCCUUAUUUCUUCUGAUAACUUAUGUUGUUAACUUAUGUGCAUACUUGUAAUAAUAUAUCUUUUCGAAAAAUUGGUGACCAAGUACUGUUAGUUAUGCCUAAUUAUAUAAAUUUCAGGCAAUAUCGUUCAUCGCCCUGUCAGUCGCUAUAUUUGUUGUUUUCGUUAGCAAAGUGGCUAACAACAAUGUCUACAGUUGCUAUCAAUUUACAAAACGUAAACAAUUGACAAUCAUGAAAACUGAACGAUACAGGUACACUGCUCUGAUUUAUUAGUAUGUUCACAUCUUUUCAUUGCAUCUUCGAUAAGUUAUCACCAAAAUAAACAUGACUGAAACAAGGAUAUCCAUAUUUCUACUUGUUUCUUAUUCCACCCAACAGAUUUCAUUUGCUAUAUCGCGAUGAAUAAUGGCCGAAAAUAGUAGACGCUGUGGAAAUGGUGAGAACAGAUGUCCCGUUCGAAGGGCGGCUAAAUUGUAUGGAAUUUCGUAUUCAGCGCUGCGCGAGAAGGUCUUAGGAAUAUAUUCCAGACCAGGGCUUGCAAAAGCAACCGCUUUCGAUGCCACAGAAGAAGGACAAAUAGCUGAAUGGCUGCUAGCCAAAGCAAAAGCCGGAUUCCUCCUGGAUACAAAGAGAUUGAUGUACAGCGUGGCAUGAUAUAGGAUUGGAGAAAAAGAAAUGUCGUAUUUCUGAUCGAAAUUUGACGCUUUAUUUAACAUACUUGAAAUUAUCCAAUUUAAGUCAAAUAUGCGCCGUUUGUUCGCAAACUUGUUGCCAUUUAGAAGGCAACUUCAUUAUCCCGCUCCUUAUAAAACCCCCCUCCUUGUUUACAAAAAACUCAGACAGUCAGUUUUCGCAAACCUCUUUUGAGGCCAACUUAGUAUCACCAAGAGCGUUUUGCAUGGACCGGAAGAGAUGAUAAGCACUUGGAACCAGGUCCGGACUAUACGGUGGGUGCAAUAGGACAUCCCAUCCGAGCUCCCGUAGCUUUUGGCGGGUCAUCAAAGAUGUGUGAGGCCGAGCGUUGUCUUGGUGGAAAACAACACCAUUCCUAUUGAUCAUUUCUGGCCGCUUCUGGUCAAUCGCCUGCUUCAAACGGUCAAGCUGUUCACAGUAGAGAACCGAGUUGAGGGUCUGGCCAUAGUUGAGCAGCUCAUAGUAGAUGAUUCCCUUCCAAUCCCACCAAAAACACAGCAAAACCUCCCUGCCGUCAAUCCGGGCUUGGCAACGGUUUGGGCCGGCUCACCGCGCUUCGACCACGACUUUUUUCGCUUUAGGUUGUCGUACGUGAUUCCAGUUUCAUGCGUCAACUCGUGUGGCACCCAUACAUCCAGCUUUUUUGGAAUCCAAUCUUCUGCAAAUGGUCCCAAACGGUUUUAUGGUCUAUACCAUGCUCCUGGCCAAUCGAGCGAGUGCUCACAUGCCGGUCUACUUGGAUGAUUUCAACGAUUUUAUCGGUUUCCACGACGAUUGGCCUACCAGUACGGGGUGUAUCUUUGACAGCCACUACACCAGAACGAAAUCGAUCAAACCAACGUUGUGCUGUGCGAAUCGUUACAGUAUCGGGUCCAUAAACUACACGAAUUUUUUCGGCCGCCUUCGUAGCAGUUUUACCUCGCAGGUAGUAAAAACGUAAAAUAUGGUGAAUUUCUUGCUUCGUGGACUCCAUCUUUGACGCGCUAUAACGUGAGACUGAAAAGGACAACACAACACUGUCAAAACGACAGUUGUAGCACAGAUUUUCGUCUUUAAAUAGCCGUAUAGUACGACCCGAUGCGAUGAGUACAACACAAGAUAUGUUUAAGUGUUGCCAUAUAUUGACAAUAUACGAUAUUUUUUUUCCCUCAACCCAAUAUGUGCGAAAAUCAGCUCGAUCCAAUCCAUUCAAAAACGGAAUAUCGGGUCGUAAAUGGAUCAAUGGGUUCAUUAAACGGCAUCCAGGAAUAUUGAAAUGGAUGCCAAGCGUUUUGCUGUGCAACAAAUCGGGAACUGGUUUCACGAAAUCCGUGAGUAUGUAGAAGAAGAAGCACUGUCCAAUGAAUUUAAAUUUCCGGAACAGAUAUUCAAUUUGGACAAAACAGCGGAACGGAGGAAGUGGUUUUAGCUGGUUCCGGCCAAAAAUACGUCCAUGCAAAGGUUGGUGACACCGAAUCCUGGUUUGUCUUCCACCGAAUUCCGCUCAAAUUACUCAUCCGCUGAACGUCAGCAUUUUCCGACCACUUAAAAAUGAUUGGAAUCAAGUUUUGGUAGAAUGGAGAAUCAACAAUAACGGUGAAAUACUUCUGAGGAAUGAAAUUACACCUCUUUUAAAACAAGCUGUGGAUAGAAUGACGAACCAACGGUUUCCGACGAUGUGGUUUGUAUCCGUUAGAUCCUGAUGCAUUUAAUUACUCAGGUCUUAUUGGGAAAUCCAGUGAAGCAUCUUCAUCACAAGCUGUGUUGCCAAUAAAUAAACGACCUAUUACUACUGUAAUCUAUUCGAUUAUUGAUUUCAGCUCAUUUAACUAGUUUAGAACAUAUAACAUUGUCAAAUCUACUAUUUAAAACGAUUCAAUGUUAUAACAAUUUGAUUAUUGGAAUUAGGAACACUAAUUAACAGAAUUAGGAAAAAUGAUGUUUUCAACGGUUGACGUAUUAAAAAAAAAAAAGGAUCAAAAGGUGCCAAAUGUUUUCCAUCAUUAUAGGUAGUAUGAUUGUAGCAACGCUCUCAUCCGUAUAUUUAUCAGUAGUGGAAAAAAAUUCCAAGCAAGUAGCACAUUUAAGAACAUUAUAUAUGUGCAAGCAGUAAUUUUUAGAGUUCACAAACGUUAAAUAUUGUCUUAGCUGAGCGGUAUAUGGGUACAUCACGCUAUGUUUGUGCAAGAACAUUUGAGAAUCGUUCAAAAAACCAUUUUGACGUAACAGCCAUUUCUACGCAAUAAUGCCGUCGCUCUAAACAUGUAGCCAAUCGUUUCAAAGGGUUCGGAGUAUAUAUAUAUAUAUAUAUAUAUAUAUAUAUAUAUAUAUAUAUAUAUCUUCUCAGGUUUCCCAAACAUAAUUCGUGCGACGUGCGAUAAAUAAUAAAAUACACAAAUUUCUUUCAGUUAUCUUUUAAGAUUUCCAAAGGUAAUUCUCCACCGUUUUGAUAUGAUUUCGAUAAAAAGGACAUGCGAUAAAUAUUUUAAAAAAAGUUGGUCCAAAUCAUUUUACAGGUUUUCCUUCUCAGGAUACCUAAAUAUAAUUUCUGCCGCGUAUCGUAACACGUGAUUUUCGGAUUUCCGUUUCGUGAAGCGGUCGAUAGUUCGCGAUUACAUAAUCACAUCAUUACCUCAGUGAAUCCUGAUUCUUUCCUCCCCCCCACUAACAACUAUCCCUUCCAUGAUAUUCGCUAGGGAACCACGCUAUAGAGUUGACCCUUCGGGCCUUCGGGUGGCGUAUAUCAUGCUAACAUUCUUUCUCUUUCCCUGGUGACUGUAAGGACGUGGCCGGCGUCGUUAUUGACUAUUUGAAGCUCGAAUCACCGAAACUUGCACUAUGAGGAUGAUUCGCUACUACCAAGCGUUAUUCUGUGUGUUCUUUGUGCAAUUUCGCUGGUUCAGAUCAAUCACGGAGAGCAACUACGAAAUGUACAGUCUCAAGCUCAAGCUCAAAGUCGCUGAAAAAUUUGUAUGUAGCGAAGGCAAAAUAUUUAGCAAAAGAAGCAAUCUUGCUCAACUGGUGCCAAACUUAUUCCCCGCUUUCUUUGCCCUAUCGAUAAUACAUUGUUUAACACUAAUUAUCACUCUUCUCCCCCUUCGUGUGUGAUUUAAUUUGUAUACCAUUUCCAAAAGACAAAAUAUCUUUCGUUUCCAAUCAAUCUACAUAAUGUUGCGCUCGCUCUUCCUUCCUCACAACCAGUGUUGCCUUAUUUUAAUCUGUAUCAGAAGGGUUAAAAAUCUUGCUCAUCUGUACUUUUUCUUCCAAAUAUCUGUACCAAAAAUCUGUACCAUCUAAAAUAUUCGUUGUAAAAAAAUAUAUAAUUAGAAUGAAAAAAGUACUCAUUUAUUUAUUACAAAUACUACAUUUACAUUUGCAAGUCAUUAGUGUGUUUGAUGAUGCUUAAACAUGGCUACUAUGUUUAAUCAAAUCUUUUGUUCUCAAAAUAGCGUUCAUCGUAUCGUUGCUGAGCCGAUUUCGAUUCUUAUUUUUGUUCUGAUUAUAUUCAGAAAAAAAAUUUCAGAGGAGUGAGGCGUAGUGAGAAAGUUACAAACAAGGUAUCGAUGCGCCGAAAAUGUGACCGUCAAUUAUUUUUAAAUAUUCAAUUUCACACGCGAAAAAAUCUGUUCCAAUCUGUACUUUUUGACGAAAAUCUGUAUUCUGUACCGUACACAAUGUACGUUUUUUUAUGUACGUGUGGCAACAUUGCUCCCAACACCCACUUCCCAUUGAGAAAUUGUUGAAUAAACAUCUUUUUCCGACGAGCGUUGAGCGGAAACGACCUGAAUCCCUUAAGAUUCAUUGUACUCCUAAUAAAUUGCCGAAAUACGUAAUCUUACGUUGAUCGCACUUGAUUGAAAAAUUUAAAAAAAAUGUAUUUCUUCGCAGUAAUAUAUCAUAAAUGGAAAACAAAUAAACUUUUUCGCUUCAAAGAAAUUCAAUGCUCUAAGGAGCAGUGCUGAAAAUAUUCACGUUCACGACAUUCAAAUUCAGCGAAUUGCUGCCUUCCUUGUAUUGAUAACCUACUGCUAAAGCGAGAGUCGAUAAAUAUGAAACAACACUGUCAAUGAACCCCCAGUGGAACGAACAUCAACAUCAGCUUGCCAUGAAGUUCAUUUUUCAUUCGCACCUUCCUUUUCGUCAUGGUAUUCGUAAGGUCGAAAAAGAAGAUCAUUGCGUGUUAGUGAAAAUCAAAGCAUAAAAUUCAACGUCACCAAUUGAGAGUAAAAUCGAUUAAUGGUAAAGGAUGGCAAUCCAUCACACAAAAUUCUUGUUUUUGGCGAGUUCGGCAAUAGAAUGUAUAGAAUAACUCUUGCUACGUUUUAUGAAUCUACUCACGAUUGCCCGGAAAUGACAUACACCACCAUUUAUAUGUACAAUGGGUGGUUUUCAAUAAAAAUUCACUGCAAGCGAUGAAGAUCAACUUAACGUUCGUGAUAAUCACCUGAAAUUAUUGACAGUAAUGGAAGUGCCUGAAUGCAGACUUUUCGAAAUUCGUUCAUGCUGUUUUCGAUCAAUAUACCAGACAAAGCUCAUGCGUCCCGACUCUUGUGUUAUACUCAUUAUGACAGAUAUGGUGUUGAGUUUCAACAGAAGAGAAUUCAUCCGAUACUGGGAAAAAUCUAAUUCCUUCAUUCGUGAAUAAAUUUUGAUAAUUUGUGGCACUGCUAAGGAGAACUGGAUUUGAUUUGCUGAAAACAAAAUCCCUCGUACUGUGUUGUGCUCAGAACCACUCUGCUGCUUUCUGUGGCAUUGUUGAUUUCGGCUUCUGUGCAACGGUUUUCGAAGGUUUAGUUUGUUUUUUCUUUGCUAAAGCUGUACCGGCAGUUGCAGGAAUUUUUUUUCUUGCUGCUCACCUUCGUCACAGUAGUAACUUUGAGCCUUUCGGCAUCGGUAGCUGUUUUCUUCUCAUCGGUAGCAGCGAUGACUUCGAUUCGGUUUUUUCUUGGCGGCUGUUUCCUCGCUCGACGCCGGCCGGAAUACAAAAAAAAACAAAAAUUUGACUCGGUGAGAUUGUAUCGACUCCUCAAUUCGAUUUACAUAAUAGGGUUCGUUGUUAAAAAAAACGUUUUUUUCUGUAAAAGUGUCCAUAUAAGUGUGUUGUUUAUACGCUAUAUAUAUAUUGUUUGGACUAUACUAUGAUAAUUUUAAAAACAUUUUUAAGAAAAAUGAAUUUAAAUUUUCAAAGUACAGUAAUUUACAUUUAAUGCGACAUUUAGCUUAUUGGAUAGAUUUGUAAUGCGACACGUUUAAUUGGACAUUUUACAUCCAAUUGGACAUGUUUACCUCUUAUUGGCCAUUUUUGUAAACAUCGAGUUCGGGGCCCAAAUUAUGGCUCCAUAUUGAAAGUCGUCACCAGACGUCGACACUGUACCACUCUCAUCGCCAAUGUCCAAUUACAGGUCAAAAUCUCCUCCAAUGCGACACUGAGUGGCACCUCGGCAUGUCGCAUUAAAUGUAAAUUUUUGUAUGUGUUCAGUAUAUUUUUUUAAAUAUUUUUUUUAUUGUUUUUUUAUAAACAUUUGAACAUUUUCUUACAGUUCAUCCUUUGAUUAGAAUUAUGUAAGUAUUGUAGUUUUUAAGUUAUUUUUUUUUGUAAAAAAAUAAAGCAACCAUUUUUUUUAAUUACAAGUAUGCGAAGCUGCUUGAAUGAUCAAUGUCAUUAGACCCACAUUUCACUGCAAUCUGAGAUGGUGCUGCCAAUAGUCAGUGGAGUUGGCAUAAAAUUCAUCAUUUACAUUACUUUUUUUCUGUUCUUAUUGUGUCCAUCAUAUAAUUUUCAUUGCGUCUUCGAGAAAACAUAUGAAAAAGUGUACUGUUAUUAGUGUAAAUUAUUGAAUUUCGUUGAUUCAUUCCUCAACAUGCUCUUCCAGUGUGUUGAAAGUUAUACCAUUGCUGUCGUAUACCUAAAACCAUGACCUUACUCAUGAACAUAAGCAGAAUAACAAUAUUCAAGAAGCCAAAUUAUCAGUAUAGCAUAUAGUUUCACACCAAUGAAUCCCUUUUCGGUAUAUAAUGGUAUAUUCAGACUAUUUAGAGAUGUAUUACAUGACAACGGGAUGUAGACCUGAGUUGAAACUAUAACCACAUGAAUAUUUUUAUUGAGUCACAAAUGGCCGUAGCAGGUUACGGUAAUUAUAAUAAAAUUGAACAAAACAUAGAACUAUAUUUCCGGCCUGAAAGAAAUCCUUGUAACAGAGUCACGCAAUCUUAUUGUCAGUAGACUGGAGCGUUCAUUAUGUCAUGCAAACGUCUAGUCUGUCGAUCUGGUAGACGGAAGAAUUUGUCUAAAACAUAUUCAAUUUCCUUUCUCGUGUGCAGCGGAGGCCACAGUGUCGU